Messenger RNA from Nicrophorus vespilloides, 27022 nucleotides. It is a transcript of the gene bent, whose product is annotated as twitchin. Lineage: Eukaryota; Metazoa; Arthropoda; Insecta; Coleoptera; Silphidae. The record is from RefSeq and is a predicted model, not a curated record. Gene Ontology annotation, molecular function: ATP binding; protein kinase activity; protein binding. The coding region runs from base 215 to 26449 and encodes 8744 amino acids. The transcript is spliced from 51 exons. Gene Ontology annotation, biological process: protein phosphorylation.
GGGAUUGACUAUAGUCAGUGCUUUGGGAGGCUACGAAGCAACUUCUAGGAUACGACGAACGACUCGACGACGCGUCUGUGCGACGGGACGGCCCUAAGUGUAUUCGCGAAUACGCAUUAUCGGUGAAGUGAAAAGUGAAGUUCCAAAGGAGCGUUCUCUUACAAGAAGACGGAGUUAAUGUCCAUGUUAUCGGUAUAAGAAUAAGAAAUAAAGCAUGGGAGUGGCAGAGGAUUUCGCUCCCAGCUUCACCCAGAAACCGCAAUUGCGGCAAGAGGAUGAUGGCAAUCGCCUGAUUUUUGAGUGUCAACUAUUGUCAUCGCCAAAACCAGAUAUUCAAUGGUAUAGGAGUGAUACGCUACUUGCCGAAGAUGGCAGGACUAACUUUAAGAUCCAGUCGAUCGGCACUAACAAGUUCCUGGUGGUCUUGGAAUUGGACGAUGUUAUUGAAACCGAUGCCGGUCUGUACAAGGUCAAAGCAAAGAACAAGAUGGGCGAAGUAUCGGCAUCCAUCAAUCUAAAUUUCAGUCCUAUGGACGAACCGCGAGAAAAACAAAUUGAUGGCAUCGCCCCUACUUUUGCGAAAAAACCAGCCAUCCGCCAGGAAGAAGAUGGCAAGAGGCUACUCUUCGAGUGCAGAAUCCAAGCGGAUCCCCGCCCUGUAGUCAAUUGGUUUCACAACACCAAUCCCGUAUCAGAGUCUCCACGUCACAAGCUGAGGAUCGAUAAAGAUGGACAUUCGUAUUUUGCAACCCUUGAAAUUCAAAAUGUCACAGUUGAGGAUGCUGGCAAAUACAAGGUCACUGCAAAGAACGAGUUGGGAGAAAGUAACGCAACCAUCAGUUUGAAUUUCGACAGCGAUGAGGCUCCAGUCCCAGAUGAUGGCAUCAAGCCCACCUUCACCGAGAGGCCGGUCAUCCGACAGAGCGACGAUGGAAACAAAAUCACAUUCGAGUGCAGAUGCGUCGGUGAUCCAACACCGGUACUCCAAUGGUUCCAUGGUAACAGUGAGCUGAGCGCCGGCGGACGAUACUCGAUGUCGAUGGUGAUGGAUCAAAAACUGUACUAUCUGGCCAGGUUGGAGAUCGAUAAUGUAGAGAAUGGAGACAAAGGCGAAUAUAGAGCCGUAGCAAAGAACAAGUAUGGUGUCGGCACUGCCACCAUUAAUCUGAACUUCGAAGGAGACGGUAAACCAAAGAUUCCUGAUGGAAAAGCACCGAGGUUCCCGAAGAAACCGACAAUCCGUCAAGAAGGCGACAUCCUUGUUAUGGAAUGCAUGCUGGAGGCGAAUCCCGCACCAGAUAUCACAUGGUUCCAAGGGACCAAAGCAAUUGCUGACAAUUCGCGCGUACGCAUGUUGAGGAAGGCCAUCGGCAAAGAUAACUACAUGCUUACGCUUGAGAUAUCGAAUCCAACUCGCGAAGACGGCGGCAAUUAUCGCUGUAACGCGUUCAAUAACUUCGGCGAAAGCAAUGCAAACAUAUCGCUUAAUUUCCAAGGCGGAGACAACGCAGCUGGAUAUGCACCUUCGUUCAUUGAGAAACCGAAAAUCAUACCUAAUGACACAGGUACCCUUAUAACCAUGAAAUGCAAGUGUAAAGCCAAGCCAAAACCAGAAGUCACCUGGUUUAGGGGAACUACCGCCGUGAAGGAAUCAUCGAAGAUUAAGAUGACAGUAGUCGACAAAGAGGAGGAAAUUUACGAACUAUCACUCGAAAUCAAGGAUCCCUCGGGACCCGACGGCGGCACCUACAGGUGUCACGUACAAAACGAAUUUGGCGAAAGCAACGCAAAUCUUAACUUGAACAUUGAGGCUGAACCGGAACCAGAGGGCGAUGGACCUACGUUUGUGGAGAAGCCACGUAUCACCUCGCACCAAGGCGGAAAAUUGGUGAUCAUGGACUGCAAAGUUCGUGCUAACCCUAAGCCGACAAUCGUGUGGUACCGCGAAGGCAAAGUCGUUUCAGAAUCAAGCAAAAUUAAGAUUAGCUUCGAAAAAGUUAGCGAAGAUAUCUACUACAUCAAAUUGGAACUUAAGGAUCCAGGCACCGAGGACUCAGGUCUUUACAAAUGCAACAUCAAAAACGAUUUGGGCGAAUUGAACGCCAAUCUUACACUCAACAUCGAAAUUAUCCCAGUGAUUAAGGAGAAACCAAAGGUGAUUAAGAUUGUCAAAAAGCGCACAGUUAUCGUUGAGUGCAAGGUUCUCAGCAAAUUCGAACCAGAAUGCACAUGGUUCAAGGAAUCGACAGCAAUCAAGGAAGGCGCGCGGCACAAAGUGCGCAUUGAACAAGUCAAAGAUGGCGAGUUUGCAAUCAAACUGGAAAUAUCCGAAGUCGAAUCUAAAGACAAAGGUUCAUACAAAUUGGUUGCGCGCAACGAGAAGGGAGAAGCUACCUCGCAAAAUGUGGAAGUAACUGAUCUUCCACCGGAGGAGAAGCCGAAGGGUGAAAAACCAAAGAUCACAAAACUCACCAAUGUCUCCAUUGAAGAAGGCAAAUCUUGCGACUUUAUUUCAAGCCUUAAAGUAUCCGAAACAACUGUCAUCAUCACCUGGUAUAAGAACACAACCAUAAUCAAAGAAUCUACUGACAUCAAGAUCACAUUCGAUGGUUCCGUUGCUCGUCUGAGUAUCAGCAAAUGCAAAGUUUCACAUGCCGGUACUUACAAAAUCGUCGCCAAGAACGAAUUUGGCGAGGACGAAUCGACUGCCAUCCUGACAGUUUCCGAAAAGAAGGAGGAGGAGAAAGAGGAAGAAAAGAUCGAAGAAAAGAAGAAGGUCGAAGAAAAGAAAAAGGUCGAGGAAAAGAAGAAGGUUGAGGAGAAAAAGAAGGUCGAAGAAAAGAAAAAGGAAGAAGAAAAGAAGGUUAACGACGUAGCCAAAAAGAAGGUCGAAAAGAAAGAGGAGAUCGUUGAAAAGAAAGCAGAAAGAAGGUCUUCAGUUCAAAAGGUCGAACAGAAAAUUGAAUCCAGAAGGAGUUCCGUUAUCAAAACGGAGGAAACUAUCAUUCAGGAUGGUGAAUCAAGGUCAGCCAGUAGAAGGUCUUCGAUCCAACAGGAGGAAGAAACAAUUUCCGAAUCUAGACGCUCGUCCAUUGUCGAAGAAAAGAAAAAGAAGAAGGUCAUCAAAUCCAAGGGAGAAAAGUUAGAGUCGACACCGGAAACCAAAACACCCACGACACCAACAAAUGACAUUGAAUCCAAAUUCGCUAAAGCUUCGGAGGACGAGAAAAAGACGGCGGUGAAGCCUGAAAAGAAGGUCGAGCCACAGAAGGCUGCUGAACCUGAUAAGAAGGUGGAACCAGUUGCAAAGGUUGAACCGGCAACAAAAUUAGAAACACCUGACAUAAAGAAAACACCGGAGAUUAAAGAACCGAAGAAAGCACCGGAGAUUAUUGAACCCGAAGAAACAACAAAGACAGGUCGAAAAUUAUCUGUUAAGACCGAAGAGAAGAUGACCAACGAGAAAGUGAAAUUGCAAUCGAAGACUCGGAUUCCACCGAAAUCUACAAAACUUGAAUCGUUUAUAAACGUUCAACUGAAACCUGUAGUUCGAGAUGCAAAACAGGCAGAACAGGCUAGUCUAGAUCAUGAUCUGAAGAAGGCGACGGAGAAAACGAAAGAAGUCGAAAAGAAGAAGGUCGUUAAGAAAGAGGAGAAAGAGAAGGUCUUCGAUUUGCCAGUAAUUCCAGAUUACGAUAGACCUGUACUAGAGAAAUAUGAAAAGGGACCUGAAUACGAGUACGGUGGCCGAGAUAAAACUAAACUCGUCAAGGACAAACCUGCGCUGCCCGAAGUUAAGAAGCCAGUGAUCGAAGUUAAGAAACCAGAAGCACCUAAGAUCGAAGUAGUCAAGGAGAAGACACCGGAACCGAGGAAGGCUUCUUUGGCGCCUGGAUCGGGUGCAUCAAGCCGACGAGGCUCCCUUAUCCCACCGGAGGAUAUGGGACGUAGAGCCUCUCUCAUCAUCACAGACGAGGGUGGAAAAUUGAGACCUGGUGAAGUACUCGAUACAAAGGUGAGAUUUGUAAGACCGGGAGAAUUGCAAGGCCCGAACGAAAAGCAGCGUCGUCGUCCCAGUUCUGACGUCCGCAGACCAAGCAUCGCCGAUAUGGAGGACUUUAUUAAUAAAGUCUCGACACCUCUGCGUCCAUCCGGAUCCGGCGGACCGCCAAGCAUUGUUGAUGUACAGGAAAGUUAUUCUGCUGUUGAAGACCAAAAUGGUUACAUCGGUGUGCAAGUCGAGGGUAAUCCGCCACCAACAUUCAAAUUCUAUAAGGGUGUCACUGAAAUCAUCGAAGGAGGUCGUUUCAAGUACAUCACUGAGAGCGAUAGCAAUAUGAUCACACUCUGCAUCCGCAAAGUUAAACCCAACGAUGAGGGUCAAUAUAAGAUUAUUGUGAGCAAUAUCCACGGUGAAGAUUCUGCUGAGAUGAUGCUCUAUGUAUCUGAUGCUAGCGGAAUGGACUUCCGCGCUAUGCUCAAGAAGAGGAAAUACGCCAAAUGGGGCGAGAAGAAGGACGACCCAGAUUGGGGUGACCUGAAGGAGGUGGAAAAACCGAUGCCUCAGCUCAAGAAAGUCGAACAGAAAAAGGAAACAUUCUUGAAACCACUUAUCGAUCAAUUCGCCAAGGAAGGAAAAGACAAGAAGGUCGUUUUCGAAGCGGCAUUCUCCAAACCAAACUGCAAACCCAAAUGGAUGUUCAGGAAAGAUGAACUAUUCCCUGGCUCUAAGUACAAGUUCAAGAACGAAAAUGACACUUAUCAAUUGGUUAUCAUGAAUCCCAAAGUGGAUGAUACUGGCAAAUACACCAUUGAAAUUGGAGGUGUUUCCAGUAUAGGUUAUCUGAACGUCGACGAACCUGAUCCAAUAUACACGUUCACCAAGCAAUUGAAGAAGAAGUACGAUGGUUACACCAAGCACGAAACUAUAUUGGAGUGCCAUGUCAGCUCCAACAUGGCGAUUGUCGGCUGGUACAAAGGUACAGUCAAAUUGGAAGACGGCAACAAAUAUUCUAUCUCAAAGGAUUUGUCCGGUGUUUGCAAAUUAACCAUCAAAGAAUGCGAGAUCGAGGAUAGCACCGAAUACUCUUGUAAACUCGAGAAGCAAACUGAAAAUAAUAGAACCGUGACUCAAGUCACCAUCGUCGAAUAUCCUUACAAGUUCGUAAAAGUACUGAAACAUCAACAGCUCGUUGAGAAGGAAAACAUUACAUUAGUGUGCGAAUUGGAUGAUGCCUCUGGCGAUGUCAAGUGGUUCAAAGGAACACAAGAAAUCACCGGCGAUAAACGUCUGGUAGUUACCAAGGAUGGACGUAAACGUAAGCUGGUUGUCAAGGAUGCUAAAGUUACCGACGCUGGAAUGUAUUCUUGCGUCAGCAACGCUGACAAGACAGAAGCUGAAAUUGUUAUCAACUAUCUGAACAGGUUCAACAAAAAACUGAAAGAUACUGACGCCAUUGAGCGCGAGAAGCUCAUCCUGGAAGUUGAACUGCAAGAUCAAACCGCUCCAGCGGAAUGGACUUUCAAUGGCAAACCUAUCGUACCCUCUGAAAGAAUUGAAAUUAAGAACUUGGGCGGUGGUAAGCACCAGCUCGUCUUUAAUAAACUUGAGAUGGAAGACGAUGGCGAAAUUAUGUGUGAAUCUGGUAAAAUGCAGUCUUCCAUGAAACUGUCCGUUAAGAAGGGUGAGAGCAAACCCACAAUCGAUUUCCCUACGACGUUCGAAGCUUCGGCUAGCUCUAUGAUUCUUAUGGAUGUCCCAUACACAAUUGAUGGCACCCGGCAAACGCCAGUCGAAGCCAAGAUCAUCAAGGAUGGCAAAAUUCUUCCGCUUAAGGAAGUGGACGUCGUGAUUGGUGAGAACAAGGUCACUUAUAAAUUCAAGAAGCCUGCUCGCGAACAAUCUGGAAUGUAUCAAAUCAAACUGUCCAAUGGACAAGGAGAAGAUGUUAAGGAUGUCAAUAUCAUCAUGCAGACUACGCCCGCUCCACCAGAAGAAGUUAACGUAUUUGAUAUAUUCCAAACCUCCUGCCAAGUAUCAUGGAAGAAGCCCGUCGACGAUGGUGGUGCUCCAAUUGCUCACUAUAUCGUAGAAAGACAGGACCUCAGUCUGAAAGCUGGUUGGGAUAACGUUGGAGAAGUUCCAGCUGGUCAAGCUACAACAUACAAAGUAGAAGGACUCAUUCACAAGAAGCAGUACAAAUUCCGUAUUCGUGCGGUAAAUAAGCUCGGCGCCGGAGAACCAGCCACUUUCGGUAAACCCGUUCUCGCCAAGGAUCCCUGGGAUGAACCAAGUAAACCCAAGGACGUUGAGGUUGUGGAUUGGGAUAAGGACCAUGCGGACCUCAAGUGGAACAAGCCUGAUAACGAUGGUGGUGCUCCAAUCACCGGGUACAUCAUUGAAUUCAAAGACAAGUUUGGCCAGGAAUGGAAGAAAGGGGUAGAAGUACCCGGAGAAAUGUUCAAUGGAACAGUUCCAGGUCUCAAGGAAGGUGGUCAAUACGAAUUCAGAGUUCGUGCGGUUAACAAGGCUGGACCUGGUGAACCUAGCGACACCACUAAACCAAUCAUCGCUAAGUGCAGAUUUGUUAAGCCUUACAUUAUCGGUAAUGAUCUGAUUAAUAUUAUCGUUAAAAAGGGACAAGUUAUCAAGUAUGAUAUUAAAUAUGGCGGUGAGCCUGAACCAGAAGUCACUUGGUUAUUGGAAAAGAAGGAGAUCAAGCAAGAUGCUGAAGAACGUAUUACUUUAGACAAAUACGAAAAGAACACAGUUAUCACUGUACGCAGAACUACUCGUGCCGACAGCGGUAAAUAUACCUUGAGACUGACAAACACUUCAGGUACUUGUGAAGGUGUCGCCGAUGUCGUAGUUCUUGACAAACCUACACCACCAAAGGGACCACUUAAAAUCGAGGAAGUUAGAUCCGACCACGUUAAAGUUAAAUGGCAGAGACCUGAUGACAAUGGUGGUAGCGAUAUCACCGGUUACGUACUGGAAAGAUUGGAUAUGGAUACUGGUCGCUGGAUUCCGGCUGGCGAAGUAGGACCAAAUGAUGAUAACUUCACAUUCAAGGGAUUGACGCCCAAAAAGAAGUACAAGUUCCGUGUUAGAGCCAAAAACAAGGAAGGCGAGUCCGAACCCCUGGAAACUGAAGACGCGAUUACUGCCAAGAAUCCCUACGAUGAACCACCAGCUCCGGGUAAACCGGAGAUCGUUGAUUAUGACAACAAGAGUGUUACGCUGAAAUGGGAGAAACCAGAAAACGACGGUGGUCGCCCGAUUUCUCACUACACUAUUGAAAUGAAAGACAAAUUUAGUCCUGAUUGGAUUGAAGUUACUACUACUGAAGGACCAGAACCCGAGGGUAAAGUUGAGGGAUUGAAGGAGAAGAUGGUAUACCAAUUCCGUGUACGAGCCCACAACAAGGCAGGAAAAGGUGCCCCAUCAGAAGCUACUGACAAUCACUUGUGCAAACACAAGAACCUCAAACCUCGCAUUGAUCGCGAAAUGUUCAAGUCGAUCAUUAUUAAAGCAGGCCGUACACACAAAUGGUCUGUGGACAUAUCUGGUGAACCAGCGCCAACUGUUAAAUGGGUAUGGAGAGACGAAAUACCUUUAACCAACAGUGAUCGUAUUAAGAUCGAGAAUGUUGAUUACCAUACCGAUUUCACUCUUACAAAUUCCGUCCGUAAAGAUACCGGCAAAUAUACAUUGAUUGCCGAAAACGUUAACGGCAAAGAUGAAGUUACUGUCGAGCUGACAGUGCUCGGUAAACCGGGAUCACCAAAGGGUCCUUUAGAAGUCUCCGAUGUUACUGCCAACAAAUGCAAAGUUGGUUGGAAGAAACCGGAAGAUGACGGUGGUUGUCCCAUCAAGGAAUACGAAAUCGAAAAAAUGGAUUUGGCAACCGGUAAAUGGGUUCGCUGUGGACGUGUUCCCGUUGACAAAAUGGGUGAUAAACCAGACGAAUUGGAGUUUGAAGUAACUGGUCUUAAUCCAGGAUCAGAAUACAAGUUCCGUGUAACAGCUGUAAAUGACGAGGGCGAUUCCGAACCAUUGACCAGCCUUCAAGGAACAGUUGCCAAAAAUCCAUUCGAUGAACCUGGCAAGCCUGGUACUCCAGAGAUCACUGACUACGACAACAAGGGUGUCAAUCUCAAAUGGGCUAAGCCUAAGAAUGACGGUGGUGCACCAAUUGAAAAAUACAUUAUUGAAAAGAAAGACAAAUACAAGCCUGAUUGGGAGAAAGCUGGAGAAGUUUCCGGUGAUAGUCUUGAAGCCAGAAUUGAAGAUCUCAAAGAACGUGGAGAAUAUCAAUUCCGUGUUGUCGCUGUUAAUAAAGCCGGCCCCGGAUCACCAUCCGAUGCUUCCAACAUGCAAAUCAUUAAGCACAGAUCACUUAAACCAAGAAUCGAUCGCACAAAUCUUAAACCAAUUAUUGUACGUGCUGGUAAAGUCAUUAAGUAUGAUAUUGAUGUGAGAGGUGAACCUCCACCAACUAUAACCUGGUAUCAAAAUGACAAAGAAGUGUUAUCCCAGGAGAAUGUUGAAAUUGUCAAUGUUGAUUACAAUACCAAAUUGACGAUUACCAAUUCGAUCCGCAAGAACACGGGCUUGUACAAAAUUAAAGCCGUCAAUGAGCACGGUCAAGAUGAGGCCGAAGUUGAGGUCUCUGUUUUAUCAUCACCUGGUAGACCUAAGGGUCCACUCAAAGUGGCCGACGUUACAAAGAAUGGCGCUAAGCUGAAAUGGGAGAAACCCGAAGACGAUGGCGGUAAACCAAUUACCGGAUACGUCGUUGAAAAACUGGAUAAAGCUACAGGCCGAUGGGUCCCUGUUGGUAGAACAAACGACACAGAAAUGGAUGUUAAAGGUUUACAAGAGGGACACGAAUAUCAGUUCAGAGUAAAGGCCAUUAACGAUGAAGGCGAAUCAGAGCCCUUGGAAAGCGACGGUUCUAUUGUCGCAAAGAAUCCUUACGAUAUUCCCGGCAAACCUGGUACUCCACAAAUUGUUGACUGGGAUGCCGAUAGGGUUGACCUCAAAUGGACCGCUCCUAAGAGUACCGGCGGUGCACCUAUUACUGGUUAUGUAAUUGAGAAGAAAGAGAAAUUUUCUACAUCUUGGGAUGAAAUUCACAGCACCAAUACUCCAGAUUGUGAUGCGACCGUGCCUGGCCUGAAAGAAGGAAACACCUACCAAUUCCGUGUGAGAGCUGUUAACAAAGCAGGACCUGGUGAACCGUCUGAUGCUACCAACCCGCAUGUGGCUAAGGCCAGACAUCUGAGACCACUCAUCAACAGGGACAAGUUGCACACCGUCAAGGUACGCGCUGGACAAUUGGUGAAAUUCGAUGUUGACGUUCGCGGUGAGCCUCCACCAAAGAUCACCUGGAGUUUCGCUGGCAAACCUCUGGAAAGUACAACACAUACCAAGAUUGAAAACGAAGACUAUAACACUAAGUUAGCGAUCGCAGACACAACUCGCAAGGAUACAGGCACUUACACCAUUCGUGCCGAGAACGAAUCUGGAUUCGAUGAAGCUCCUGUGGAGGUAAUCAUCUUGGAUAAACCUGGUAAACCAGAGGGACCAUUGGAAGUAACCGACGUUCACAAAGAAGGUUGCAAGGUUAAGUGGAACAAACCUAAAGAUGAUGGUGGCUUACCGAUUACUGGCUAUACUGUUGAGAAGCAGGAAGCCGGUAGCGGCCGAUGGGUACCUGCUGGUUUUGUAGAUGCCGACAAACUGGAUCUGGAACUUACAGGUCUGGAACCGAACAAGAAAUACCACUUCCGUGUAAAGGCCGUCAACGAGGAAGGCGAAUCUGAACCUCUUGAAACAGAUACUGCCAUUACCGCAAAGAAUCCAUACGAUAUCCCAGCAGCUCCAGGUCUUCCGGAGAUUGUUGAUUGGGAUGAACACUCUGUAAAACUUAAAUGGGAAAAACCUGUUCGCGAUGGUGGAGCUCCUAUUACUGGCUACGUCAUUGAAGCUAUGGACAAAUUUGUUGGUCAAUUCGUAAAGGUUGCUGAAGUCGGACCUACCUGCACCGGAACAGUUCCGAAACUGGAAGAAGGAAACCAAUACAAAUUCCGCAUUCGUGCAGUAAACAAAGCCGGUCCAUCUGAACCUUCCGAACAAACCAACUGGCACACCGCUAAGGCCCGAUUCUUGAAACCAUUGAUCGAUCGUACAAACUUGAACGCUCUAACAAUCAAGACUGGAUUAUCCAUCCACUUGGACGUAAACGUCGCUGGAGAACCAGCACCAGUUAUUACAUGGUUCCGCGAUGGCAAAGAAAUUACAUCCGAUGAAAUUAUUCGCAUCGAUAACAUUGAUUAUAACACGAAAUUCUUCGUCAUGAAGGCAAAACGUAAUCUCAGUGGCAAAUACACAAUUACCGCCAAGAACGAGGUCGGUGAAGAUACUGCCGAUAUCCAAAUUACAGUACUGGGUAAACCAGGCAAACCAAAGGGUCCAUUAGAUGUUUCCGAUGUGACGAAACACGGAUGCAAGUUGAAAUGGAAGAAACCCGAAGACGAUGGUGGUACUCCAAUCGAUUACUAUGAAAUUGAAAAACUUGAUCCAAUUACCGGUAGCUGGAUUCCGUGCGCUAAGAGCUCGGAACCUGAAGCAAAUAUUACCGGUUUGCAGGAAGGUAAACCAUACAAGUUCAGGGUAAAGGCCGUGAACAAAGAAGGCGAAUCUGAGCCUCUUGAAACAGAGAAAACGAUUAUUGCCAAGAAUCCGUUUGAUGAACCUGGCAAACCUGGCCGCCCCGACCUCAAGGACUGGGACAAAGAUUUCGUGGAAUUGGCUUGGAAACCACCAGCAAGCGAUGGUGGUGCUCCAAUUGAUAAGUACAUCAUUCAAAUGCACGACAAGGCUGGUCGUGGCUGGACCGAUGCUGCGGUAGUUUCUGGAGACAAAACUACUGGACGUGUAGAAACCGUCGAAGAAGGACACGAAUACGAAUUCCGUAUUGUUGCUGUUAACAAGGCUGGUCCUGGCGAGCCUAGUGAUCCUUCGAAACCUGUGAUCGCAAAACCGAGAUUCCUUGCACCACGCAUCGACCGCAAGAAUUUGCAAAAGAAGAUACUUAGGGUUGGACAACUCCUUCGCAUGGAUGCCGACGUUACUGGCGAACCUGCACCAGUUGUCACUUGGACUCUUAAAGAGCAACUCCUGAGAAACACUGACCGUUUAAAGAUCGAGAACGAAGACUAUAAGACAUCCUUUACUCUUCAAAAAUGCAAACGCUCCGACACCGGUAUUUAUAUCGUUACCGCUAAGAACGAUAGUGGUGUUGACACAGUAGAAGUCGACAUCCAAGUUCUUAGCAAACCAACCAAACCAAAGGGACCACUCAAAGUAUCAGACGUUACCGCCGAAGGCUGUAAACUUAAAUGGGAACCACCAGAAGAUGAUGGUGGUGAGCCAAUUUCCGGUUAUGUUGUGGAAAGACAAGACGUUGAAACCGGCAGAUGGGUACCAGUUACCACUACUAAAACUCCGGAAGCUGAUGUUACUGGAUUAACUGAAGGAAAAGAUUACCAGUUCCGUGUAAGAGCUGUUAACUCUGAAGGAGAAUCUGAACCUCUCGUCACAGACCUUCCAACAACAGCCAAGAAUCCAUUCAAAGAACCAGAUGCACCUGGUAAACCAGAAAUCAAGGACUGGAGUCGCAAUCAUGCUGAUCUUAAAUGGACUCCACCCAAAGACGAUGGCGGCGUACCCAUUACUGGUUACAUCGUUGAAAAGAAGGAUCCGUCUGGUACCAAAUGGAUCAAGGUUAUGGAAGUGCCUGGAAACAAAACUGAUGCCCGAGUACCUGAUCUUAUCGAAGGUCAGAAAUACCAAUUCCGUGUGAAGGCAGUCAAUAAGGGAGGAGAGAGUAAACCAUCUCCACCUUCGGAAACGAUAACUGCUAAAGACAGAUUUGUACCUCCCAAGAUCGAUCGCAGCACGUUGCGAGACCUUACAGUCAAGGCUGGUCAACAAAUUCGCCUCGACGUUAAGAUCUCCGGUGAACCUCCACCAACGAAGUCCUGGUUCCUUAACAAGGCUAGACUUGAAAAGGGUGAUGACUAUAAUAUCGAAUUAGAAGAUUAUAGAACCAAACUAGUCAUCACCUCUGCUAAACGUUCUCACACUGGUAUAUUGGUUAUCAAAGCUGAGAACACGUCUGGCAAGGAUGAAGCAAGCAUUGAAAUUAAAGUACUGGAUAAACCAAGUAAACCAGAAGGUCCUCUUAAGAUCAGUGAUGUGCACAAAGAAGGUUGCACACUCAAAUGGAAUCCACCAGUGGAUGAUGGCGGUGUUCCUAUUGAAUUCUACGCAGUAGAAAAACUGGAUCCAGAUACAGGCCGUUGGGUCGCUGCCGGUCGCUCGAAGGAACCAAAAAUCGAGCUGAACAACUUAGAACCUGGAAAGGAAUAUAAAUUCAGGGUUGCAGCAGUUAAUGCUGAAGGAGAAUCAGAACCUCUCGAAGCCGAACAAAGUAUCAUUGCUAAAAAUCCAUUCGACGAACCUGGAGCUCCUGGAACUCCGGAAGUUACCGACUGGGACAAGGAUCAUGUUGAUCUCAGAUGGACCCCACCAGCUAACGAUGGUGGGUCUCCAAUCACAGGAUACGUUAUCGAGAAGAGGGAAAAGGGUUCUCCACGCUGGACCAAAGCUGGAGAAACUGGACCACACGACACCAAAGGCACUGCUGAUAAUUUAGACGAAGGUGUUGAAUAUGAAUUCCGAGUUCGCGCAAUAAAUGCUGCUGGACCUGGAGAACCAAGCAACGCCUCUAAAUCUGUAGUGACGAAGCCUCGCAGAUUGGCUCCUAAGAUUGAUAGGAAGAACCUGCGUGAUCUAACUGUCAGAGAAGGCGAACCUAUUUAUAUUGAUGUUAAGAUUAUCGGAGAGCCAGCACCUACAGUGUCGUGGUAUCUUGAUAAUAAGUCAAUAGCCUCUCCUAGAGUACGUAUCGACGAUAUCCCAUAUAACUCCAAGUUCUUCAACGAUAAUCCUGAAAGGAAGGACAGUGGAGUAUAUAAAAUUCAAGCAACGAAUAAGUAUGGUCAAGAUACCGCCGAAAUUGAAAUCAAUAUAAUUUCUAAGCCAGGAAAGCCCGAAGGACCAUUGGAGGUGUCGGAUAUCCACAAGGAUGGAUGCACACUGAAAUGGAAGAAACCAAAGGAUGACGGUGGUGAGCCAAUCGAAGGUUACGUUGUUGAGAAAUUCGAUCCAGAAACUGGAUUAUGGUUGCCUGCUGGAAAAACUAUUGGCAACACUCCAGAAUUGGCCGUAGAUGGUCUCAUUCCUGGUCACGAAUAUAAAUUCCGUGUCAAGGCUCUUAACAAGGAGGGUGAAUCUGAACCUCUCGAAACUCUUGGCAGCAUCAUUGCCAGAGAUCCAUUCACCAAUCCGAGUAAACCAGGUGCACCAGAACCAGAAGAUUGGUCUGCUAACCAUGUUGAACUUAAAUGGGCCGAACCACCAUCAGAUGGAGGAUCACCGAUCACUGGAUAUAUUAUCGAAAGGAAGGAUAAAUACAGUCCAAUGUGGGAAAAGGCUUUGGAAACCACAAGCUCAUCUCCAACUGCUACCAUCAACGGACUUAUUGAGGGCAAUGAAUAUCAAUUCCGUGUCAUUGCUGUCAACAAGGCAGGUCAAAGUGAACCUUCAGAACCUGGCAAAACAUUCGUUGCCAAGCCUAGAUUCCUUGCACCUCGCAUCGACAGAAGACAUCUUCAUGAUGUUACUAUUUCUGCUGGAUCUGCUCUCAAAUUCGAUGCCAAUAUUAUAGGCGAACCUGCUCCAACUGUAGAAUGGAGAUUCCAAGGAUCUAGAAUGACAAGCGAUAAGACUAUCGAUAUUACAAAUGUAGAAUACAAUACUAAAUUGGUAAUUCGUCCUGUUAAACGAGAAAAUACUGGCGAGUACAACGUAACCGCAACGAACAGUUCUGGAAAGGAUACCCACACUAUUAAUGUGACUGUAACAGAUAAACCUACUUCACCUGAAGGACCUUUGCAAAUAUCCGAUGUUAAUAAGCAUGGUUGCAAAUUGAAGUGGAAACGCCCGAAAGAUGACGGUGGCACUCCAAUUGAAUAUUACCAGGUUGAGAAGAUGGACCCAGAAACUGGAUGCUGGGUACCUGCUGGAAGAUCCACAGAACCAUCAAUGGAAGUGACUGGCCUUAGUCCAGGUCAUGAGUACAAAUUUAGAGUGGCUGCAGUAAAUGCAGAAGGUGAAUCAAAACCACUAGAAGCUGAAGAAACCAUUGUUGCUAAGAAUCCAUUCGACGAACCUGGAGCGCCUGGACACCUUAAGGCGACUGACUGGGACAAGGAUCACGUUGACUUGGCCUGGACUCCACCAAAGGAUGAUGGUGGUUCUCCAGUGACCGGUUACAUUAUUGAAAAGAAGGAUAAGUUUGGCGACUGGGAGAAGGCUUUGGAAGUACCCGGAGAUCAAUUAAAGGCGACCGUGCCUGACUUAACUGAAGGACAACCGUACCAAUUCCGUGUGCGUGCCGUCAAUGCUGCCGGUCCAGGUGACGCUAGUAAUGAAACACCAACAAUCAUUGCCAAGCCACGCAAUUUGGCACCAAAGAUCGAUAGGACAAACCUUAUCGAAGUUCGAAUCAGGGCUGGACAAAACUUCAACUUUGAUGUUAAAGUCACCGGUGAGCCUAUGCCUGAAACCAAAUGGUUGCUCAAGGGAAAAGAAGUUAAGAAUGACAACAGAACCAAAGUGCAGCAUGGUGAAUAUAUUACCAAGAUUAAUAUACGUAAUGCAACUCGCGGCGAGUCGGGAACCUACACCAUCACCGCUGAGAACAUCAACGGCAAGGAUAUCGCUGAAGUUGAAGUUACUGUUCUUGAUAAACCUAGCCCACCAAAUGGACCCCUUAAAGUAUCCGACGUUCAUGCGAAGGGAUGCAAACUCAACUGGAGGCCACCGUCUGACGAUGGAGGUCAACCCGUCGAAAAGUAUGUUGUUGAAAAGAUGGACGAGGCCACCGGAAGGUGGAUUCCUGCAGGAGAAACCGAAGGACCUGUCACGUCACUGGAUGUGGAUGGUCUUACACCUGGAAAGAAAUAUAAAUUCAGGGUUUCUGCUGUUAACAAGCAGGGCAAAUCUGAGCCAUUGACAACCACCCAAGCUAUCGAAGCUAAGAAUCCGUUCGAUGAACCUGGAAAGCCGGGAGUUCCUGAAAUCAUUGAUUACGACAAGGACUUUGUUGAGCUCAAAUGGGAUAAACCAGAGAGCGAUGGCGGAUCUCCAAUUACAGGCUACGUCAUUGAGAAGCGCGAUAAAUUCAAUCCUAAUUGGGAAAAAUGCGCCGAGGUUGAAGGAGAUGUUUCUGUUGGCAAAGUGAAAGAUCUGAUCGAAGGAACUCCAUAUGAAUUCCGUAUUCGUGCUAUCAACAAAGCUGGACCAGGAGAGCCAAGCGAUGCUUCCAAGAUUCACGUGGCCAGAGCUAAAAAUCUGCCACCUAAGAUUGACAGAAACGUGUUCUUGGAUAUCAAAAUCAAAGCAGGACAGACUUUCGAAUUCAAUGUACCAAUUAUUGGUGAACCACCACCAAGCAAGGAAUGGGAAGUCAAAGGAACAUUCCUCAUUGCAACUGAUCGUAUUAAGAUUACCAAUGAGGAUUACAUGGCCAGGUUACGAAUCACCGAUGCUAAACGUUCCGACAGUGGUCCUUACCAACUGACUGUUAAGAACAUCAAUGGCAGGGAUUCUCACACUGUUAAUGUAACCGUGUUGGAUAUUCCUUCCCCACCAGAAGGACCUCUUAAAGCUGAUAAUGUUACCAAAUCAUCGGUUACACUGCACUGGCGACCACCGAAGGACGAUGGUGGUUCUGAAAUCAGUCAUUAUACAGUGGAGAAACAAGAUGCUGAAACUGGCCGUUGGGUGCCAGUUGGAGAUUCUAUUGGUACACAGAUGCGCGUCGAUCAUCUUGCAGAAGGUCAUGACUACAAGUUCCGUGUUCGAGCUGUUAACAAGCAAGGAGAUUCUCUUCCUUUGACCACAUCGGAGAGCAUCACCGUUAAAGAUCCGUUCACGAAACCAGAUAGGCCCGGACAACCCGUGGCUACCGAUUGGGACAAGGAUCAUGUCGAUCUUGAAUGGACUGCACCAAAGAAGGAUGGAGGUGCUCCAAUCUCCUCAUACAUCAUUGAAAAGAAACCUAAACAUGGAACCUGGGAAAAGGCUUGCGAAAUUCCCGGCGGUCAGACCAAGGGCACCGUGCCAAACCUUGUCGAAGGCGAGGAAUACGAAUUUAGAGUUAUCGCUGUUAACAAAGGAGGCCACAGCGAGCCCAGUGAAGCAUCGGCUCCUGUAAUUGCCAAACCAAGAUUCUUGGCACCGAACUUCAACAAGACUCUUUUAGAAGAUCUAGUUGUCAAGGCGGGUAACCGCAUUGCUUGGGAAAUUCCAAUUGAGGCAUCCCCCAAGCCGAAGGCACAAUGGGUACUUAAUGGCAAGGAAUUGCAUUCGACCGACAGAAUGGACAUGUACGUGUCCAUGACAAAGGUCACAUUUGAAAUUCCAUUCUCACUUAGAUCAGAUACCGGAAGGUACACCCUUACAUUGACAAACGACCUGGGCACAUGCUCGGCAUCAGCCAACGUACUUGUCAUCGACCGUCCAAGUCCACCCCAGCCACCUCUCGAAGUAAAUGGAGUUACCAAAGACUCUGCUCGUAUUAGCUGGCGCAUACCAUUAGACGAUGGAGGCUCUCCAAUUCUUCAUUACAUUAUUGAAAAAAUGGAUGUAUCUCGUGGAACCUGGUCUGAUGCUGGCAUGUCUACAUUUACCCAUCACGAAAUUACCAGAUUAAUCCACAAGAAGGAGUAUUACUUCCGUGUGAAAGCCGUUAACUCUGUAGGUGAAUCCGAAGCAUUGGAAUUACCAAGAAGCAUUAUUGCUAAGAACGAGUUUGACGAACCCGAUGCUCCUGGAAAACCACAAGUUACUGAUUGGGAUAAGGAUCGCGUAGACCUGGAAUGGUCUGCACCUAAGAACGACGGUGGUUCUCCUGUCACUGGUUAUAUCAUCCAGAAGAAGGAGAAGGGAAGCCCAUACUGGAGUAAUGCCGCAACCGUACCAUCAAACAAAACCAAUGCCAGAGUACCAGAUUUAGUUGAAGGUCAAGAAUAUGAAUUCAGAAUUAUCGCCACCAACAAUGCCGGAAACAGUGAGCCAUCUGAGCCAUCUGACAUGGUUACUGCUAAGGCCAGAUACCUGGCACCAAAGAUUAAGACACCGCUCAAUGAUAUCCGUAUCAAGGCCGGCCUCAUUCUUCACAUCGAUAUCGACUUUGUUGGUGAACCAACACCAGAGGUAGAAUGGUCUGUAAACCAUAAGCCACUGGCUGCCGAUGAACGCACCACUGUCACAUCCAUCGGUCAUCAUACAAUUGUGCAUACUGUCAAUGCCAAACGCACUGACAGUGGUUUGUACCAUAUUCUCUUGAAGAACAGUUGUGGAAUUGACGAGGGCUCAUUCCAAGUCAUCGUCCUUGACCGUCCUGCUCCACCAGAAGGACCAUUGGAAUACGAAGAAAUUACAGCUCAAAGUGUCACACUAUCUUGGAAACCACCUAAAGAUAAUGGUGGUAGUGAAAUUACCGGUUACGUCAUCGAGAAACGUGAUCUUACGCACGGUGGUGGCUGGGUACCUGCUGUUAACUACGUGAAUCCCAAAAACACCCACGCUGUUGUACCUAGAUUACUUGAAGGAACCAAAUAUGAAUUUAGGGUUCUGGCUGAGAACAUGCAAGGUCGUUCAGAACCAUUGCAAACUGAGAAGCCAGUCGUUGCUAAAAAUCAAUACGAUGUUCCUGGUAAACCUGGAAAGCCCGAAUUGGUAGAUAGCGACAAGGAUCACAUUAAGAUCAAAUGGACUCCACCGAUCAGCAAUGGAGGAUCUCCUAUUGUGGGAUAUGAUGUCGAGAGACGUGACCGUGCUACUGGCAGAUGGAUCAAGGUCAAUAAAGAACCAGUUCGUUUGCAAGAAUUCUACGAUGAUCGUGUUCAAGAAGGACAUGCUUACGAAUACAGAGUAUCUGCUGUGAAUGCAGCUGGACCAGGAAAACCAAGCGACUCCUCAAAUGCUUUCAUUGCCAAACCCAUGAAAGAAAAACCGAAGUUGUGGUUGGAUGGAAUUAUUGGUCGUAAAAUUAAAGUACGUGCUGGAGAACCUGUUAAAAUUGACAUUCCAUUGUCUGGCGCUCCGAUUCCAAAGGUUGAAUGGAAGAAGAGUUCAAUCGUCAUUCCGGAAUCGAACAGAGUAUAUACUGAAACUAACAGCGAACAUACUUGUCUCCGCAUAGAAUCAUCCAACCGUGAUGAUUCUGCCAAAUAUACUGUCACAGCUACAAACGAGUACGGAUCCGAUUCCGGUGACAUUGAAGUUAUCGUUGUUGACAAACCUGGAAUUCCAAAGGGUCCAUUGCAAUACACUGAAACUACUCAAGAGACGGUGUCAUUGUCUUGGAAUCCACCAGAAGACGAUGGCGGUGGCGAUAUUACCAAUUACAUCGUAGAGGUCAGCGAAUUCGGUACAGACAGUUGGAGGCCAUGCCCUGGCUUCUGUCCAAGAACUUCCUUUACAGUCCGCGGACUGACCGAGGGCAAGAAAUACGUUUUCCGUGUUCGCGCCGAAAAUAUCUAUGGCGUUUCUGAGCCUCUUGAAGGAAAACCUGUCGUCGCAAAGAGUCCGUUCGAUCCACCAGGUCCACCAAGCCAACCCCAAGUUGUCGGCUACACUCCUUCCAGCUGCUCACUCAAAUGGAACCCACCAGCAGUCACUGGUGGCAAACCAAUUUCUGGUUAUUACAUUGAAAAACGCGAACGCGGGGGAGAUUGGCUCAAGGUCAACAAUUACCCUACACCAAACAACAGCUAUACCGUACAAGAUUUGCGUGAAGGAAACAAAUAUGAGUUCCGUGUUGUCGCAGUUAACGAAGCUGGUCCAGGAGAACCAAGCAGACCUACUGAGCCUAUUGUUGCUGGUCACCAAAGAUUUAAACCUGAUGCUCCAGAACCACCAAAGGCAGAUCGCAUUACCAAGAAUAGUGUUACUCUCAGCUGGAGACCACCACGUAACGAUGGAGGCUCCAAGAUCAAGGGUUAUAUUCUGCAAAAGAAACAAAAGGGCGAAACUGACUGGACCGACGUCAAUUCCAUACCAAUUUCCGGUAACGUGCACACCGUACCAAAUUUGAAGGAGGGCGAAGAAUACCAAUUCAGGGUGAUUGCUAUCAACGAAGUAGGACCAUCUGAACCGAGCAAACCCAGCCAAAUGAUUCUGAUCGAAGAACAACCAAAUAAACCAUGCAUGGAUCUCGGCGGUGUACGUGAUAUCACCGUUCGUGCUGGUGAAGAUUUCAGCAUUCAUGUACCAUACGUUGGUUUCCCGAAACCUGUUGCGACUUGGUUCGGAAACGACAAGAUCCUGGAUGAAUCUGACAGCAGGGUAUUCCCACAGUUGGCUGAUGAUUACGCCAGUGUCAUUGUAAAGAAUUCCAAGCGCAACGAUAGCGGACAAUACAGGCUGCAACUGAAGAAUCCAUCAGGUUUCGAUACUGCUACGAUCAAUGUGCGUGUAUUGGAUAGGCCAGGAAAGCCUGAAAAUCUUAGGGCUGAUGAAUUCGCCGGUGAUGCUUUGACUUUAUUCUGGCAACCACCUAAAGAUAAUGGUGGAGCUGAUAUCACCAACUACGUUGUUGAGAGAAAGGAAGCUAGAUCACCGACCUGGACCAAGGUCAGCAGCUAUGUUACCGUACCUUUCUUGCGUAUUCGCAAUUUAACAUUGGGUAAGGAUUACGAGUUUAGAGUAUUCGCUGAAAAUCAAUACGGCCAAUCUGAGCCCGCUGUCACCGCGGAACCGAUUCGUGCCCGCCAUCCAUUUGAUGUACCUGGAGCACCAGGUUCUCCAAGAGGAAUCGAAACAUCCGAAGAUUCUAUCACUAUCCAAUGGAACAAACCUCGCCAUGAUGGAGGCUCUCCUAUCACGGGUUACGUGAUCGAAAAACGCCUCACCACCGAAGACAAAUGGACCAGGGCUGCUCAUGCAUUGAUUCCUGACUUAUCCCACAAAGUUAUCAAUUUGAUUGAAAACCACGAGUAUGAGUUCCGUGUAGCUGCUGUGAAUGCCGCAGGCCAAGGUCCAUGGAGUCCAGCAUCUGAUAUAAUCGUAUGCAGGGCACCACCUUGUGCCCCGAGGAUCACUUCUGAUUUGAGCAUUCGUGACAUGGUUGUGAUUGCCGGAGAAGAAUUCAAAAUAACCGUGCCAUACGUCGCCACGCCCAAACCUAAAGAGAGCUGGACCAUAAAUGGAGAUGAAGUCAUUCAGGAUAACAGAAUCAAGUUUGAAACUACGCAAAUAGCAUCGAUUUAUUGCAACAAGAGUGCCAAACGCUCCGACAGCGGAAGCUAUACCAUCAAGCUUACCAAUUCAGUCGGUUCCGAUUCUGCCUCAUGCAGAGUCUUGGUCGUCGAUAAGCCACAGAAACCACAAGGUCCACUUGACGUAUCCGACAUCACACCAGACAAUUGUUCGCUUGCUUGGAGGCCACCUCUGGAUGACGGAGGUUCUCCGAUCACCAAUUACAUUGUGGAGAAAUUGGAACCAAGCGGUAUUUGGGUAAAGGCUAGCAGCUUUGUUCGCAGUACCCAUUAUGACGUGAUGGGUCUUGAACCAAACCGUAAAUACAGCUUUAGAGUUAGGGCUGAAAACCAGUAUGGCAUUAGUGAGCCAUUAGAAACCGACGAACCCAUCACAGCUAAAUUCCCCUUCACUGUACCAGAUGCACCGGGUGCACCUCGUGUCACCGACUGGGAUUCUAGCACUAUCUACUUGCACUGGGACCGUCCUAACAAUGAUGGUGGUUCUCGCAUCCAAGGUUAUAAGUUAGAAUAUCGUGACGUGGCUGACUCCAACUGGACAUCUGUCAGCGACUAUUUGGUCAAGGAAACUCAUUUCGAUCUGUUCAACAUGAUGACAGGACAUGAAUACGAAUUCAGGGUGCGCGCUAAGAACGCCGCCGGUUUCAGCAAACCAUCAGCAUCCUCUACAAGAUUCAAGCUUAAGGGCAAGUUCAACGUGCCUGCGCCACCAGGAGCACCGAAGGUCGUGAAAGUUGGCAAGAGUUAUGUCGACCUUACAUGGGAGGUGCCAAGUAGCGACGGUGGUUCUAGGAUCACUGGUUAUGUUAUUGAGAAGCGCGAAAUCGGCAGCCCACUUUGGACCAAGUGCAACGAGUACAAUGUUACCGAUACAAAUUACACCGUUCUCAACUUGAUCGAGAAAUCUGAUUACGAAUUCCGUAUAUUCGCCGUAAAUGCUGCAGGAAGGAGUGAACCUAGUGCAUGCACAACUCCAGUCAAAGUAUGUGAAGUUCUUGGUGGUGAGAAGCCAGAAUGGGUACGUACCUUGAACAAUACCGUCGUUCCAUUAGGAAGAACUUUGACGCUCGAAUGCGAAGCCUACGGUAAACCUAUUGCUACUUAUAGGUGGCUGAGAAAUGGUAGGGAAAUCUCUUUGACUGGUAGAUUUAGAUAUGAAACUAAGGGAAGUGUUGCUUACCUGUACGUCUCCGAUGUUCUUGAUAUCGAUGACGGAGACUACACUUGUGAAGCCAGUAACUCGCUGGGAUCGGUCACGACCACAGCUCGCGUCAAAGUUGGAUCACCACCGAGGAUUGAACGCAUGCCCGGAGACUUGUACUUGCCAGAAAAUGAUAAUACAAAGAUCAAGAUCUAUUAUUCCGGCGACCAACCGCUUGACGUUACACUCACCAAGAACGGCGUUAAAGUUGAAGAAUCAGAACACAUUAAAUACACCGUAUUUGAUGACUACAUCAUUAUCUUUAUCAGAGGCAUCAGAAAGGACGAUGCUGGAAAUUACAAUCUCACUGUUAAAAAUGAUUCCGGAUCUGCGUCUGGCAACUUUACCGUAUUCAUUACCGGUUUGCCUGGUGCACCAAUUGGACCUCUCGAUGUAUCCGACAUUACCAAACAUACCUGCAAUCUUAGCUGGAAACCACCUAGCUAUGACGGCGGUCUUCGCAUUACCCACUAUGUAGUCGAACGAAAGGAUAUCUCACUGUCGCACUGGAUCACAAUUUCCUCAUCCUGCAAAGAUACACACUUCAUGGUGCAGGGUUUGACGGAGGGACAAGAAUAUCUGUUCCGUGUAAUGGCUGUGAACGAUAAUGGAAUGGGACCACCAUUGGAAGGAACCAACCCAAUAAAGGCAAAGGCUCCAUUCGAUCCACCAUCACCACCUGGUAUACCUAAGGUUACUCAAGUCGGAGGCGACUUUGUCAACCUUGAAUGGACCAAGCCGGAAUCCGACGGAGGAGCGCGCGUCCAAGGCUAUUGGAUAGAUAAGAGGGAAGUUGGAAGCAAUGCUUGGCAGCGUGUGAACGUUGCAAUUUGCUUGCCAACUCAAAUCAAUAUUUCGAACUUGAUUGAAGGACGUCAAUACGAAUUCCGUGUCUUCGCACAGAACAUUGCCGGAGUUUCUGAACCGUCCUCAGCUUCAUCAUCUGUGAAGAUCAUUGAUCCGAUGGCAGCCACACCACCAGAAAUUAUCAAACCACUUAAGAAUGCAAAUUGCAUUCAGAAUCACAAUGCUCAAUUCCAGUGCACUAUUAUUGGAGUGCCCAAACCAACCAUCACCUGGUACAAGGGAGCCCGAGAGAUCACCAGUGGAUCAAGGUAUCAUAUCUACAAUGAAGAUGAUGUCUACCACCUUACAAUUGCCGAUGUUUACGGAGAAGACGCCGAUGAGUACGUUUGCCGAGCUGUUAAUAAGGGUGGCGUAAAAUCCACUCGCGCUGAACUUAUUAUAAUGACUCCACCCAAAUUGAACAUUCCACCACGUUUCCGUGAUACUGCAUUCUUCGAUAAAGGUGAGAACGUUGUUAUUAAGAUUCCAUUCACUGGAAAUCCAAAGCCCAGAAUUUCAUGGGUCCGUGAGGGAGAGAUGAUCGAAUCCGGCGGACACUACCAUGUUGAAGUUAAAGACAGACACGCAAUUCUUACGAUUCGCGAUGGUAGCAAACUAGACAGUGGUCCAUACAGGAUAACUGCUGAGAAUGACCUUGGUCAAGACUCUGCUAUCAUUAAAAUUCAAAUUAGCGACCGACCAGAUCCACCUAGAUUCCCAACUGUUGACAGUAUUGGUGUUGACUCCUUGGCUCUGUCUUGGAAGGCACCAUUGUGGGAUGGAGGCAGUAAUAUCACUAAUUAUCUGGUCGAGAAGCGUGAACACAAACUGCAAACUUGGCUUAGAGUUGGUAACACCAGAUUUACAACAAUGGCCAUUAGUGGUCUGGCACCAGGACAUCAAUACGAAUUCAGAGUUUAUGCUGAGAACGUAUACGGACGCUCCGAACCAUCUGAAAUGAGCACCCUGGUAACCACCAAGGAUACAGGAAAGAAGAAGGAACAGAGAAGAAAGUACGAAGUCGACGAGAACGGCAAGAAGAUCCGUUCAUCUCACAAAGAGCCCAUUAAGGACUACGAUCAAUACGUAUUUGACAUCUACUCGAAAUUCGUACCACAACCCGUUGAAAUUAAGACCAGAAGUGUUUAUGAUGAUUAUGACAUUUUGGAGGAGAUCGGUACCGGUGCAUUUGGUGUUGUACAUAGGUGCCGUGAACGCAAGACCGGUAAUAUUUUCGCUGCCAAAUUCAUUCCUGUUACCCAUGCCAUGGAAAAGGAGUUGAUUCGCAAAGAAAUCGACAUUAUGAAUCAAUUGCAUCAUCCCAAACUCAUCAAUCUUCACGAUGCCUUCGAAGAUGAUGACGAGAUGGUACUUAUUUACGAAUUCCUUUCUGGUGGUGAACUGUUUGAACGUAUCACUGCUGAAGGAUAUCAAAUGUCCGAAGCCGAGGUUAUCAAUUAUAUGAGACAAAUUUGCGAAUCUAUCAAGCACAUGCACGAGAAGAAUAUCAUUCAUUUGGAUAUCAAACCAGAGAAUAUUAUGUGCCAGACUCGCAAGAGUACAAACAUCAAACUCAUCGAUUUCGGUUUGGCCACCAAGUUGGAUCCAAAUGAAGUUGUCAAAAUUUCGACUGGCACAGCUGAAUUUGCUGCUCCUGAAAUUGUGGAAAGAGAACCGGUUGGUUUCUACACAGACAUGUGGGCCGUCGGUGUUUUGGCAUACGUUCUUUUGAGCGGACUGUCACCGUUCGCUGGUGAAAAUGAUAUCGAAACCCUAAAGAACGUUAAGGGUUGCGAUUGGGACUUUGAUGAAGAAACUUUUACUAAUGUCUCCGAGGAAGGCAAGGACUUCAUUAGGAGGCUUUUGCUCAAGAACAAAGAGAAACGCAUGACUGCACAAGAGUGCUUAGUCCACUCUUGGCUGACUGGAGACCACAGCAAGAAAACAAAGAUUAUCGAACAAUCCAGAUACUUGAAACUACGUGACAAGAUUCGCUCCAGAUAUGAAAACUGGGAUUCGUUCACCCUGCCAAUUGGCCGCUUAUCUAAUUAUUCGUCGCUACGCAAAUUACUUAUGGAGAAAUAUAAGAUACACGACACAUAUUUCGAUCGAAGACAAGCAGCGCCUAGAUUCGUCAUUAGGCCACAAAGUGCAUUCUGUUAUGAAGGACAGAGUGUUAAAUUCUACUGCAGAGUUGUUGGAAUCGCAACACCAACUUUGAGCUGGUACCACAACAACCAAGAACUUAGGCAGAGCGUUAAAUUCAUGAAGCGCUAUGUCGGCGAUGAUUAUUACUUCAUCAUUAAUAGAGCCAAGUUACAAGAUCGUGGAGAAUACGUCAUCCGCGCUGAAAAUCACUACGGAUCCAGGGAAGAAGUAGUAUUCCUCAACGUGCAACCAUUGCCAAAGGUUGUACCAGAGUACAGACCAGAAACACAACCGACUCGCAGAAGGGAACCGCUUCCGUACACAUACUGGCAGGAAGAACAAGAAUGCGCUCCCAGCUUCACCUUCCUGUUGCGUCCGCGUGUUAUGCAAGCUAAAGACACCUGCAAGCUGCUUUGCUGUCUUAGCGGCAAGCCUUUCCCCACCGUUAAAUGGUACAAGGACAAACGCGAACUUAGCAAAUACGAAUACUCCAUGUCACAUUCUGAUGGUGUGGUUACAAUGGAAAUCGUCGGAUGCAGACAAUCUGACUCCGGUAGAUACAGCUGUGUAGCCACUAAUGCACAUGGCACGGACGAAACCAAUUGCGUAGUCAUCGUGGAAGGUGCCAACGAGACAGACGAACAGAGUCAAUUGGCACACAAGUUCCUCUAUUCUGGAGAUCGCAAAUAUAUCGAGCAACCCAUAAAACCAGCACCUAUCCCUGUGACUAUCAAGAAAAAUAUUACACAACAAAGGCCGAAUAGUUUGAACUUGUCGUCUUCUUCGGCAAGUUUAAAUGUUAACGACAGGUCCCCGAAAAGGUAUGGCGGUAGGUUGGAUUCCACCGGCACAGGUAGUCCGAACAGAUCCAGGAACUCAACUAAGGAAUUAGCCCUCCCACCAGAUGAUUCCACGAUGUGCGUUCCCAGAUUCUCCAAGGAAUUGAAGGAUUUGACUGUCGCCGACGGCGAAUCCUUGACAUUGACCUGCCACGUGAAGGGUGAUCCCGAACCCCAGGUCACCUGGACUAAGAACAACAAACCAUUAAGUUCCUCAGAAGUAGUAGAUCUUAAGUAUAAGAACGGAAUUGCUACCCUAUUAAUCAACGAAGUGUAUCCGGAAGACGAGGCGGUGUACGCUUGCAAGGCUGUUAACUCCGUCGGAAGCGUAGAAACAACAUGUAAAUUGAGCGUAAAACCCAUGGGAAAUGUGAACGGUAAGAAAAAGUCCGGUGAUGAUAAACCACCCAGGAUCGUGAGUCACCUCGAAUCGGCAUUCGUGAAGGAUGGCGAACCAGUGACACUAUCCUGCAGGAUCAUCGGAAGCGACAAGUUCGACGUUAUUUGGCUGCACAACAACAAGGAAAUCAAACCGAGCAAAGACUUCAAGUACAGCAACGAGGCAAAUAUUUAUAAGCUGGAGAUCGCAGAAAUAUUCCCGGAGGAUUCGGGCGCGUACACCUGCGAGGCGUUUAACGACAUCGGCGAGAGCUUCAGCAGCUGUACGUUGAACGUGGUCGUCCCUGGCGAGCAGCCGAAGAGCCCCGUCUUCAAAACAUUCCCAAUAUCCGCGACGGUUUCAGAGGGCGAGGCGGCUUCAUUCGCUGCCGAAACCGAAGACGAACCUCUACAGAUCAACUGGCUCAAGGACGGAAAACCGAUCAAGGAGAGCAUCUCCAAGUACAGCUUCACUGCGGACGGAAAACGCUAUACCAUCAAGAUAUUGUCCUGCGACUCGAACGACGUCGGCCAGUACCAAGCCAAGGCGAUUGGCAAGAAGAGUGAGACCUUGGCAGCGUUCUCGCUCAACGUCGUUCCGCCCAACGACCUCUAAAACGCCCCGACAAGCAAUUUUUAUUUUUCCUUUUCUUUCGUUUCAUUUACUUACUUAUUAUUUAUUAAUUUAUUUACCCAUUAUUUUACAACGAACGACUUGCUCCGAUUAUGUAAUUCAACUAUCAUGUAUACUAUUCAUAUUUAAGGAAUGAGGAAGAUUAUCAAACUGAGAGACUGCAAAGAAAAUGCAGUCCACAAUGCAUCGAAUCGUUGCUUGGUAGCAAUCAGAAGACACGCACCGCCAGCAUCCUCAACUCAAAACUUCAACAUCUCUAAGGUGCGCUGUCGGAGAAUGCAUGUCUAGCUUCGAUUCGAUUUUCUGACACUCAUUUCGUUUAUAAUUAAAACCAAAUCAGGAGCAAUUACUCUCGAAUAUAACUUGUACUUUAACUAACGGUAUGAAGAGAUUAUUUAAUUUCGUGUGAUAUUGCUUGAGCCGUCUUUUCAUUCAGCCAUACUCGAUUUAUUUAAUUUAAUAUUGUUUACGUUGUUCAUACUGCAUUGUCGCUUGCGCAAAGCCACACACAUACUCUGUAUCAUAUUAUGUAAAAAUACAAAAAAAAAAGAAAAA